GCCCGCUGAAGGGAAGACCGGGUAUCCGCUCUCCCCUGGGGCCCGCCUUGACGGAAGCCCAGCGCGUGGAAUCGGAGCGUGAGCGCUAGGUGACCGGACAGGUGUGAAGGAAUUAGGUCGAUUGAAUUGGUCAGUCCAGCCUGAGUGACUGGGUUCCAGGCAAUGCCGUUGGGAUGCUGCACAAGUCGUCCAGCUGAAGGAGAAGUCCCGUUGAACUGACUCUUCUCAGGAACCUUUUAAAGAUGAAUGAAAAAACAUUGGAAACAACACAGCAGCGGAAACUUCCUGAAUGGAUGUCUACGCAGAAGACGACAUAUACUGUAGAAGAAAGAAAGGCAUCUAUUCAGAAGAGUGUUUUGGAAGAUGACCUCCCCUUCUUAGAAUUCACUGGAUCCAUUGUGUACAGUUAUGAAGCUAAUGAUUGUUCUUUCCUAUCAGAAGAUAUUAGCAUGAGUGUGUCUGAUGGAGAUGUGGUAGGAUUUGACAUGGAAUGGCCACCAACAUACAGUAAAGGGAAACUGAGCAGAGUUGCACUAAUUCAGCUGUGUGUGUCAGAGAGCAAAUGUUACUUGUUUCAUAUUUCUUCUAUGUCAGUUUUCCCUCAGGGAUUAAAAAUGUUGCUUGAAAAUGAAGCAAUUAAAAAGGCAGGUGUAGGAAUUGAAGGAGAUCAGUGGAAACUUCUACGUGACUUUGACAUCAAAUUGAAGAGUUUUGUGGAACUGACAGAUGUUGCCAAUGAAAAGUUGAAAUGUACAGAGACCUGGAGCCUCAGUGGUUUGGUUAAACACCUCUUUGGUAAACAGCUUCUGAAAGACAAGUCUAUCCGCUGCAGCAACUGGAGUAAGUUUCCCCUCACUGAGGACCAGAAACUAUAUGCAGCCACUGAUGCUUAUGCUGGUUUCAUCAUUUAUCAAAAAUUAGAAAAUUUGGGAGCUGCUGUACAGAUAUUUGCUAUACAUGAAGAGGAAGAAGUACUACCUAGUGACGUGAAGAAACAAUUGAUUUCAGUCUCCGAGGAGAUGAUAGAUCUGGCUAAGCAUCUUCCUGAUACUUUUGAAAAAGUGGAAAAUCCACAGAGGGUUUCUGUACUAUUGAAGGAUAUUUCAGAAAAUCUGUAUUCAUUGAGGAAGGUGAUACUUGGUUCUACUGAGAAUGAACUGAGGCCCAGCAGUCAUUUUCACUUAUUACCGUUGGAAGAGCCCACUGCUGGUGAAGUACAACAGAAACAAAUUAGAGAACAUAAAAUUUUUACUAAAAUUACAGAUGAAGCAUGGGACACAACACCUGAUAAUUUAAUUAAACAUAAUGGAGAAAAUGUACUUGCAAACGAAGUAAAACAAGAAGAAGAUGGAUUUGAAGAUGGACUAGAAGAUAAUAAGUUGGAAGAGACUCCAGAAAGAGUUUGUUUAAUGUCAUUAGAUAUUACAGAAGAUGAACUCCAACGUUUGGAACAACAGGCUCAGGAAAAACAUCUUGGUGAUGUUACUUGCAAAUCUCCUGAGUAUAACGAAGAGGAUAUAUCUUAUGUAAUUGAGAGUGAUGAAGAUUUAGAAAUGGAGAUGCUUAAGUCGUUAGAUAUCCUAAAUAGUAGCACAGAAGAUCCAAAUCAUUCAAAAUGCAUAGAAAUGGAAAGAAAUCUGGGUCUUCCUUCUGAAGAAGAUGAUGAAGAUGAGAAUGAAGCUAUUGAAGAGGAAGAAGUUGAUGAAGACUGUUCGUUACCAGGACCUACUGCAGAGCAAAUUAAUUGCCUCAAGACCUACUUUGGCCAUUCUAGUUUUAAGCCGGUUCAGUGGAAAGUGAUUCAUUCUGUAUUGGAAGAAAGAAGAGAUAAUGUUGUUGUCAUGGCAACUGGGUAUGGAAAGAGUUUGUGCUUCCAGUAUCCACCUGUUUAUGUAGGCGGGAUUGGCCUUGUCAUCUCUCCCCUUAUUUCUUUGAUGGUAGACCAGGUGCUCCAGCUUGAAAUGUCCAACAUUCCAGCUUGCUUUCUUGGAUCAGCACAGUCAAAAAAUGUUCUAGAGGAUAUUAAAUUAGGCAAAUACCGGAUUGUGUACAUAACUCCAGAAUUCUGUUCAAGUAACUUGGACCUACUCCAGCAACUGCAGGCUAAUAUUGGUAUCACACUUAUUGCUGUGGAUGAGGCUCACUGUAUUUCUGAGUGGGGACAUGAUUUUAGACAUUCAUUCCGAACUUUGGGCUCCAUAAAGGCAAUACUCCCAUCGGUUCCAAUUGUUGCAGUGACUGCUACUGCAAGUUCUUCAAUCCGAGAAGACAUUGUACGUUGCUUAAAACUGACGGAUCCUCACAUUACCUGUACUGGUUUUGAUCGACCAAACUUGUAUUUAGAAGUUGGACGAAAAACAGGAAACAUCCUUCAGGAUCUGAAGCAAUUUCUUGUCCAGAAGACAAGUUCUGCUUGGGAAUUUGAAGGUCCAGCUAUCAUCUACUGUCCUUCUAGAAGAAUGACAGAACAAGUUACAGCUGAACUUAAGAAACUGAAGUUAGCCUGUGGAACAUACCAUGCAGGACUGAGUAUUAACUUAAGGAAACAAGUUCAUCAUAGAUUCAUGAGAGAUGAAAUUCAGUGUGUAAUAGCUACCAUAGCUUUUGGAAUGGGCAUUAAUAAAGCUGACAUUCGCCAAGUCAUUCAUUACGGUGCUCCUAAAGAAAUGGAAUCAUAUUACCAGGAGAUUGGUAGAGCUGGCCGUGAUGGACUUCAAAGUUCUUGUCAUGUACUUUGGGCUCCAGGAGACAUUAACACAAAUAGGCGCCUCCUUAGUGAAAUAUGCAAUGAAAAGUUUCGAUUAUACAAAUUAAAGAUGAUGGCAAAGAUGGAAAAAUAUCUUUAUUCCAGAAGGUGUAGGCGACAACUCAUCUUGUCUCAUUUUGAAGACAAACAGCUACGAAAAGCCUCCUUGGGAAUUAUGGGAACUGAAAAAUGCUGUGAUAAUUGCAGGUCCAGAUUGGAAUGCUGCUAUUCCAUUGAUGACUCAGAUGAUAUGUUACAGGACUUUGGUCCACAAGCAUUCCAGCUCUUAUCUGCCGUGACCAUCUUAGGCGAAAAGUUUGGAAUUGGGGUUCCAAUUUUAUUUCUCCGAGGAUCUAAUUCCCAGCGUCUUGAAGAUAAAUAUCGCAGUCACAGUUUCUUUGGCACUGGCAAGGAUCACACAGAGAAUUGGUGGAAGGUUUUUUCCCAUCAGCUCAUAACUGAGGGAUUCUUGGUAGAAGUUCCUGGGCAAAGCAAAUUUGUAAAGAUUUGCACCCUUACAGAAAAGGGUAGAAAUUGGCUAGCUGAAGCCAAAACAGAAUCCCCUCAAAGCCUUAUCCUUCAACCUAAUGAAGAAUUGUGUCCAAGGAAGUUUUUUCUACCAAGUUCUAAAGCUGUAUCUUCCGGCACUGAGCAACAUUCCUCUAAUCAAGUACCAAUUGAAUUAACUUCAGAGCAGUCCAGCGUGUAUAAGAUGUAUUCUUACAAAGCACGUGAUAAAAUUUCUUCUGGGAGGAACAUUCCUGAAAAAAGCAUCAUGGUGACAUCACCAGGAGAAUAUUACAAGUCCUCAGAACCUGUUAUUUCAGCCGAAGAGCAGGAGACUCAGAAUAUAUUAUAUGGCAAAUUGGUGGAAGCUAGGCAGAAACAUGCCAAUAAAAUGAAUGCUCCUCCAGCUAUUCUGGCAACAAAUAAGAUACUGGUGGAUAUGGCCCAAAUGAGACCUACUACAGUUGAAAAUGUGAAAAGGAUCGAUGGUGUUUCUGAAGGCAAAGCUACGAUGUUGGCCCCUCUGUUGGAAGUCAUCAAACAUUUCUGUCAAAUAACUAGUCUUCAGACAGACCUCUUUUCAAGUACAAAACCACAAGAACAGAAGAAAAGUCUGGUGGUGAAAAAUAAAGCAAGCUCACUUUCACAGUCUGCAGCCAUCACAUAUUCUUUAUUCCAAGAAAAGAAAAUGUGUUUGAAGAGUGUAGCUGAGAACAGGAUUCUGCCUCUCACAGCAGUUGGCAUGCACUUGUCCCAAGCGGUGCAAGCUGGCUACCCACUCGAUCUGGAGCGAGCAGGUCUGACUCCAGAGAUUCAGAAGAUUAUUGCUGAUGUUAUCCGAAACCCUCCCAUCAACUCAGAUACAAAUAAAAUUAAACUAAUUAGAAUGUAUGUUCCUGAAAGCAUUGACACCUACCUUAUCUACAUGGCAACUGAGAUCCUGGAAAAAGACUGCGAAAACAGGAUGCUAUGCCCAUCUUCAUGUGAUUCCAGCAAAAGGAGAUGUUUCCCCAACUCUGAAGAGAGCUGUUCAAAUUCUAAGAGAAGGAAGGAAGAAGUGGGCACUAAUACCAAGGUUGAUGGAAAACAUUCUUGUGAUUUUUCACUGAAAGAUGAGAGUCACAGAAAUUCACUAAAACUAACUUCCUGGAAUCAGCCAUUCAGCGAUCCCAAAACAGAAGAUUCCUUUGUAGAUUCUCAUUCACAGACUUCGUCUGAAACCUCAAAGAGAAAAUUACCUGGGUGGUUUGCCAAAGGAAAUGAGACCUUACCUGAUGCCAGCAAGAAAUCAACGGCCAAAACUAAAAAGAAGGGUCUUUUUAGUUAAACUGGCAACUGCCAGAGGAAUUAUGUGUGUCUUGCUGUGUUUUAAGAGGGAAGCUGUAUUUCAUUUCUGAAAAGAGUGGGGAGUAAUACUUUUGUUUAAAAAUUAUUCUAAUCUCAAAGUAAAACUCACCUAUUUAUUGAACAGCUGGUGUCUUAAAACAGCCUUGUCCAAUUCACAUAAAGUUGAGUCUUCUGAGAGCCUGAGUGAGUACCUCAUAGAACAGAAUCUUAGUUUCUUAUGAGAUUGCUUUAAGAAAUCAUGUUACUGCCCUGUUUUCUAAUCUCUUUACUUACUUCAGCAGUAUGUUUGGAAUAUGUAAUGUGCGGUGAUUUAACAUAGAUAACAGAUUAUCAGUUGUAAGUGAUUAUGUGUGUGAUAUGAAAUAUUCCUAUAUUACCAAAAUUCUGUCUUAUAAAUGAAGAACGCAUAGUUAUUUUACAAAUUGUUUUUUCUAUUGUUAGAAGAAACUCUUAUACACAUUUUAAAAUGAUAUUAGUGGACCAGACCAGUGAAAAUGAAACAUUUCGGGUUCUGUGUGAAUAGAGGAAAGAAUAUAACAAAGGAGACCAAUUGCACUAGACAACUAUGCAUUUUGUAUAUUAUAUACGAUUUCUAUUAUUUUUCAAAUAAUAAAAAAAAGUCUUUAGUACUGAAUAUUAUAAAGGUAUGUAUUUUAAACUUUCAUAUACUGAAUUACCUUGAGCACCUUUAAUUUUUGAUGUCAGAAUUUGAUUCUAAUAUCUCUUUAUGUAGCACAUUAACUGAAAUAUACAAAACACAUACUGACACUGAAUUGGGUAAAUGAUAGUUGAUAUAACUUUAAGCAGUUCACCAUAUGGCAUUUAAUCGACUUUUUGUAAAUAAAAAUAACUGUCAUUAAUAAAGAAGAAAUAUAUGUUUGCUGUAGAAGAAUUAGAAAAUGCAGAAAAGUGAAAAAAAAAUCACAAAAGUUCCACUGGUAGGUAAUCAGUUAACCCCUUUCAUGUAUCCUGCCAAGCCUUUUAUUUAUUGAUUGAUUGAUUUUGGCCGCACCGUGCGGCAUGCAGGAUCUUAGUUCCCUGGCCAGGGAUCAAACCCAUGCCCCCUGCAGUGGAAGUGCGGAGUCUUAACCACUGUACCGUCAGGAAAGUGCCCUGCCAAGCCUUUUUAUAUUCACUUCUUUUCUUAGUUUGUUACAUGAAUAAUACAUGAAUGAAUAUUCUUUGUAAAGUAUUCAAGCUAUACUUAAAACAUUAAAGUCCCCCAUAUACCCGUUUCCCCACAUCCCAUUACCAGCCCCUUUCCAGAAGGUAACUCCUAUUGAAUAUGUGACGUUUUGUUCUCUAGUCAUUUCCUCUGCAUUUACGUGCCUCUGCAUGUGUAGCUACACAUACAUUCUUGUUUUUUUUUGAGGUACGUGGGCCUCUCACUGUUGUGACCUCUCCCGUUGUGGAGCACAGGCCCCGGAUGCACAGGCUCAGCGGCCAUGGCUCAUGGGCCCAGCUGCUCCGCGGCAUGUGGGACCUUCCCAGACCGGGGCACGAACCCGUGUCCCCUGCAUCAGUAGGCGGACUCUCAACCACUGCGCCACCAGGGAAGCCCCCAUUCUUGUUUUUUUUAAUUUUAAUUUUUAUAUUGAAGUAUAGUUGAUUUAAAAUACUAUAAUCAUUUCAGGUGUACAACAUAGUGAUUAAAUAUUUUUGUAGAUUAUACUCCAUUUAAAGUUAUAACAUAUUGGCUAUAUUCGUUGUGCUGUACAAUAUGUUCUUGUAGCUUAUUUAUUUUAUACACAGUAGUUUGUACCUUUUAAUUCCCUACCCCCAUUAUCUCCCCUCCCCAUUAUCUUCUUCCGUCUGGUAACCAUUAGCUUCUUCUGUGUAUGUGUGAGUCUGUUUCUGUUUUUUAUAUUCAUUCUUUUUUAUUGUUGUUUUUUCUACAUAUAAGUGAUAACAUACAAUGUUUGUCUUUCUCUGUGUGUCUUAUUUCACUGAGCGUAUUACCCUCCAGGUCCGUCCAUAUUGUUGCAAAUGGCAGAAUAUCAUUCUUUUUUAUGGCUGAGUAAUAUUCCAGUAUCACUCUCUGCAGAUGACGUGAUAUUUAUAUAUAGAAAAUGCCAAAGCCUCCACCAAAAAACUGUUGAAACUGAAUUCAGUAAAGUUGCCGGAUACAAGAUUUAUAGAAAUCUGUUGCUUUUCUAUACACUAAUAAUGAGCUAUCAAAAAGAGAAAGUAAGAAAACAAAAGUUUUAAAGUUGCCCAGAAUAAAAUACCUAGGAAUAAACUUAACCAAGGAGGUGAAAGACCUAUACUCUGAAACCUAGAAAACAUUGAUGAAGGAAACUGAAGAUGUUACAAAAAAAUGGAAAGAUAUCUUAUGUUCCUGGAUUAGAAUGUUAAAAUGUCCAUACUACCCAAAGCAAUCUACAGAUUUAAUGCAAUCCCUAUCAAAAUACCCAUGACAUUUUUCUCAGAACUAGGACAAAUAAUCCUAAAAUUUACAUGGAACCACAAAAGAUUCUGAAUAACCAAAGUAAUCCUGAGAAAAAAGAACAAAGCUGGAGGUAUCAUACUCCCUGACUUCAGACUAUACUACAAAGCUACAGUCAUCAAAACAGUGCUGUACUAGCACAAAAACAGACACAUAGAUCAAUGGAACAGAAUAGAGAGCCCAGAAAUAAACCCAUGCCCUAUGGUCAAUUACUCUACAACAAAGGAGGCAAGAAUAUACAAUGAGGAAAAUAUAGUCUCUUCAAUAAGUAGUGCUGGGAAAACUGUACAGCUACAUGUAAAAGACUGAAAUUAAAACAUUUUCUCACAGCAUAUAUAAAAAUAAACUCAAAAUGGAGUAAAGACCUAAUCGUAAGACCAGGAUCCAUGAAACUCCUAGAAGAAAACAUAGGCAGAACACUCUUUGACAUAAAUCUUUUUUUUUUUUUUGCACAAAUGAGAUCAUGCUGUAUUUAAUUUUCUGCAACAUAUUUUUUCUA
Mesoplodon densirostris (Blainville's beaked whale) is the source of this 7545-nucleotide messenger RNA. RefSeq names its product WRN RecQ like helicase (gene WRN). Gene Ontology annotation, molecular function: four-way junction helicase activity; ATP binding; 3'-5' exonuclease activity. NCBI's taxonomy places the organism in Eukaryota, Metazoa, Chordata, Mammalia, Artiodactyla, Ziphiidae. The record is from RefSeq and is a predicted model, not a curated record. Gene Ontology annotation, biological process: double-strand break repair via homologous recombination; telomere maintenance; DNA replication. Gene Ontology annotation, cellular component: nucleoplasm; chromosome; nucleus. Bases 243 to 4580 code for a protein of 1445 amino acids. The transcript is spliced from 36 exons.